Messenger RNA from Giardia duodenalis, 2718 nucleotides. RefSeq names its product Acyl-CoA synthetase. The transcript has a single exon. Bases 1 to 2718 code for a protein of 905 amino acids. The record is from RefSeq and is a predicted model, not a curated record. NCBI's taxonomy places the organism in Eukaryota, Fornicata, Diplomonadida, Hexamitidae.
AUGCUCCCGUCCGAUUUCCAUCACGAGGACUACUUUGCCCUGAGGCAUGAGGCUGAGAUAGCAAGCAUCUUUGAACAGGCUUCCUCGCGCCCUGACGGGCUCCUCUAUGAGUACGAGGCGUAUGAGCUCUUCGAGCUAAUCGGCAUCAAGGUUCCCGAGUUCAGAUACUUCCCUCUGCAUUCGUCCCUGGCUUCCCAGAUCAAGACCUUCAUGAAGCCCAACCAGAAGUACGUCAUCAAGUGCCACAUUCCCGGGUGCCUCCACAAGACGGACAUCGGCGGGAUCAUGCUCUUCAAGGACCGCUCGAACAUCGAGGCUGACCUGGAACCAUUUGUCAACAAGCUCAAGAGCGCUGGCCACAACCUCGAGGGUGUCAUUGUCGUCGAGAUGGCGAAGUUUUAUGACAGUGGGAUGUCGAACGGCGAGCUUCUGAUCUCUGCCUUUGAAGAUACCGGGUUCGGGCCUUGUGUCUGUUUCGGUCUCGGAGGAACUGGAGUGGAAUAUUACAAGAAGGUUAUGCGCCAGGGACACUCUUCCAUUUUUCUUCCGAGUUGGAUCAAUCUAGCGAACUCGACUGCUGCUAUGGCCGCUCUGGAGCGCUUGCCUGUUAGUCAAUUUCUACUGGGCAAGGUUCGUGGCUCAAAGCGGUUGAUUUCCUCUAUAGAUCAGGUGGUUUCUCCAUUGAGCAUCUUGCAGGCACUUCUGAGGCACUAUUGUAGAAACAAUGCGACAACGAAGUAUGUCAUACGUGAGAUAGAGAUCAACCCUGCGGUUGUGGAGAGGGAGACAGGCAAUCUACUCGCCCUUGAUGCUGUUGUUCGCAUCUUGCCCAAUCCUAGCUACAAAGCAUACGCAACAGCAGAGGACGCCAUCCCGGUGUAUAGUGCGCACAAGCCUCUCUACAAGGUCGGUUCCCUAUUUGCUCCGCAAUCCGUUGUCAUCGUCGGCGCAUCGACGAAGAGUCUCACAAAUCCGUCAACUGUCGUGUUGCGCAAGCUUAUGGAGAUCCCUGGAAUCGAUGUCUUCUGCAUCCACCCCACUGCUGAUGAAAUCUUUGGCAGGCCGUGUUUCAAGACUGUUUCUGACUUGCUGUUAUUUAGGGCAGGUAAAGCUAUAGAUUUGGCCGUUGUAGGCGUCGCUGCAAAGGCUGCAGAGCUUGUUAUGAACGAUUUGAUAGACAGUAACCUCUGUAACAGCAUCUUUGUCUUGUCCGGUGGAUUUGCCGAGACUGCCAACGGAAAAGAGAUAGAAGAACGCUUACGCACGAAACUGAAUUCCUAUGGUGCUGCUUACAACCGCACCCUUGUUUCAGGCCCCAAUACGCUUGGGUUUGUCUGGCAGGAUCUUGUUAACACCAUUUUUGUCAGUUCCGCAAAGUCCUCAGCCAACGAGUUCUAUCUUGAGUCAAAGUCGUCUACUUCUGAUGAUGUUCUUACAAAUCUGCAGACAAAUAUUGCAUUUGAUGACCAGGGUGAUCUAGAGGUGACGAAGUCGAAGUUGACCAUCAAGUCCUCGGACGUGAGAAUCCGGUCUAUUGCCUCUCCAAACAACAAUGUUGCUCUGGUUUGCCAGUCUGGUGCCAGCAUGAUAACAAGAAUGUCGAACUUGGCAUACAAGGUUCGUCCUCUCAUGUCCGUAUCUGUUGGGAAUCAGCUUUGCUUAUCGGGAACCGACUUCAUCGAAUGGCUGUUGACGGAAGAUUCUGCUAGCACAUACGAGAGGAAUGCGAUUUCUGCAGGUUAUACGCUUGAUUCCCGUGCCCUUGCCAAGCUUAAGGAUCUAGACGCCCAGAAGAGCUUAAUCCGCGUUAUCGGUGUCUACAUGGAGGGCCUCAAUAUGAACGAAGGCAUUCGUCUUAUGAAGUUGGUUGCUCAAGCUCGUGAUCUCGGAAAGGUUAUCGUCAUAUAUAAAUCUGGUCGCACACCGCAGGGAUCCAGCGCCGCUGCAGGGCACACAGCCUCGUUGGCAGGUGACUACAGCAUGUUCAGUGAGCUUCUGGACAUGGCUGGUGCCGUGGUCUGUGACUCAUUUGAUAGUUUCGACGACGUAAUUUAUCUGGCCUCUGGGAUUGCGCCCAGAAUCCACAGGCUCCGCGAGGGCUUUGAUGCGAAAGGAUACGUAUCUGUGACCGCUCUUUCCAAUGCAGGCUUCGAAUGUUGCUGCAUUGCAGACCAUCUGUUUGAGCUGAGCACACGCUCGAUUGAUCCAUGCGAUGAAAGGUCCAGGAGCUACUUUAGACUUCCCACUUAUGACUCAGAGACCAAAGAGGCGAUUAAAGCAAUCUACGAGAAGUACAAGAUUGGCGCUGUUGUUGAUGUAAGCGACAUCAUAGACACGACCCCAACCAUUCCUGAUAGGGCGUACCAGGAGAUAGCAGAGAUCCUGCUCAAGAGCUUGUCUGUAGAUUGUGCGAUCUUCAGUGCCGUUCCUGAGACUCACAUCAUCAAGACCACCGCAGGCAAUGUCGGUGCCCUCAUAGGGGAGAAUUGCGUCGCUGAUGAGGACUCCAUCUGCAGGCGCUUCAUUGCUCUUCAUGCUAACCCUGAGUACUCUAAGCCGUGGGUGUUUGUUUGCGACUCAGGAUGGAAGUUCCACGAGCUCCGCAUGGAAAUGAUGAAACACGGAGUGGUUGUCUUUGAAAAGGCAGACAGGGCAUCGCGGGCCCUGGCCCUCCUUGUCCGUGCAUACGUUGGGCGCGACACUAUUUACAUGAACUAA